UGCGUACUGUCCAUUUGUCCUACUUACGACCAAAGAUGGCUACGGGGUGUUGUGGUGUUAAAAGACAGAAAGUUUGUAGUGGUUCUAAUUGCACUAAACACUGUUGCAAUGGAUCUUCUGUAUAUCCAUCAAAUGGAAUUGACCGCAGUCUAGUUGUCUGUGCUGAGAUGUGUUGUUUUUGUUUCGAUCUUCUCUAUUGCCACCUUCACAAUCAACCCCCACCGUCUUCGGCUCCAAAAUUUGCAAACCAUUCUUUUCCUGUGUUUGUUACCUGGAAAUUUGGAAAUGAGAAGAAGCUACGAGGCUGUAUAGGAACGUUUACUGCUAUGCAGUUGCAUGAAGGUCUUAAGGAAUAUGCAAUCACUAGUGCUCUACGAGAUAGUAGAUUCCCUCCAAUUAACAAAGAAGAGCUCCCUCAACUGCAUUGCUCUGUCUCAGUAUUACGACAUUUUCAAGAUGCUAAGAAUUAUGAAGACUGGGAGAUUGGCCGACAUGGUAUACGUAUUGAAUUUACCAAUGAAAAAGGAUCUAGUAAAUCUGCAACCUAUCUACCAGAAGUUGCCUCUGAACAAGGAUGGAACCGCCGUCAAACAUUGGAGGCUCUCCUACGUAAAGGUGGCUUUAGAGGCAAGGUUACAUUAGAAUUUCUAAAAACAAUCCGUGUUGUUCGUUACCAAAGUGAAAAAUAUAAUCUUAGUUAUGAUGAAUUUUUAUCAAUGCGCCCUCGGAAUGGGCGUGUUUAAUGAUACGCAGUCACAUGGGCACCUUGCUCAGUAUCGUUGUCAUGGUGAUAUUUUUAGCUGCCGUAACAUAUGUUUGCUCAUCAUCAUUGUAAUAUUUGGAAUUUUGUUUUAUAAUAUCUUGGAGGAAAUUAUGAGACUAUAAAGCUAUUUGAAGCUACUUUUUUUAUUCACUUUUAUAUAUUCUAUAUCCUAGCUGUUUUGUGGGGAUUUUUUUUCUGCUCACAUUUUUAAUUUUCUUUUUGCAUAAUCCAUUAAAAAAUUACUUUCCAGAAAUUUAAAAAUGCUGAAAUAAGUUUUAAAUCUAAUUGAAAUUAAGAAAGUUUUAAUUCAAAUUUUUAAUAAUCAGAAUUAAAUUGUAUAAUUGUUUUAUUGAAUACUGUAAAUGUUCGAAUAAGCACCUCAUAUAUGCUGUGCACUAAUGCUUUUUUUUUCUGCUAAGCACUGCAGACAUCAUUACAUUUUGAAAAAGCAUUGCAGUGCUUGAUAGUAUGUUUUAAACAGUAGCCCUGAUAUAUGAAAACACUUAAAUAUCCAAUUUCUCACAAUCUAAAUAAUUCUAAGGUUUUAUAUCGAGACCUACCAUGGGGACACUAUUAUAUGUCCAAUUUCUCAUAAUCUAAAUAACACCAAAGCAGGACGCACUGCAUUGCCAGCCAACACGAUUAUAUGAAGAACAAGUUGUGCGUAACAGAUCCUUUUUAAUGACGCUUGCCCAUACUGCCACCAAUAUUCAGGAGACAGCAGCAAGAUAAAUUUGUCGUUCAAAAAAAUCGACCCCCAUGGUUAAGGUUUCAAAUUCAUUUAUUAAAGCUUUGAAAAGGGCUUUUUAAAACAUACAGAUAUUUUGGGCUUGUAAAUUAUAUUUCUCGCAGACUAAAUAACACUAACAUUGGUACAAGUCAGAUGGGCUUGUGUGUAAUACAUGGUACCAUUGUAGCGUUACAAUAAUUUGUAGUGUGUGCCACGUUCUAAUAGCAGAAUUGAAGCCCCCCAAAAUUUUAUAAGCGCUGCAGUGCAUAUUGGAACAUUUAUGGUAUGUACUCAUUUUAUUUAAUUAUAUAUUAAGCUUUACAUGGGCCAAUUAUUACCAACAAAUGAUAUAUUUCAGGCUCUCAACCUUGAGGUGAAGGGUUUGAAUCCAUGCUGUGAAUUUCACUUAGGCAAGGUACCUAUGGUUGUCUCUCCACUCGGGAGUACAAGUGGCUACCUGGUAUUUUCAAAUUCCAUUGGUUACUAGCUGCUACUUUUGGAAUUCUCCAAGGGAGCUGAAUUGUGUUCCAUAGGACUGUGAUCCAAUGACUAAAUGUAAUAAUGUGAAGCGCAUUUAACAACCAACAUUAUCACUUUUCAGUGUGCUCCAAUGCCAUGCUUGCCUUCCAAAUCCAGGCUUCUAUCUAGAUUCAAUUCUUGACAGCAGUAUAUUUUCUCAUUGACCAAAAACUCCACACCACCUUAGAUGUUUUUAGGAAUUGCUAUAUGUAACUUAAUUAAGUUUGCUAUAGCAGUAAUUGGCCCAUGUGCUUAAAUAAUGAAUAAAUAAAAUAUCUAAAACAAAAGACUUGUGGUCGAAGGUCGAAAAUGUUUAAACAAUUUUUAAGCCGUGUUUAUUUAAUUUAUUGCUACCUCAGUGUUUGUUGAUACGGUCAAGCAAGAACCAUGUGACUGAUUGUAUUAAGAACUCCUUAAUUUUAAAAGGAAAAUAAAAUUCACACAGUUAAGUAGGCUUACACUAAUCUUCACUUGUACACUAUAGGUAUGUAAAUUUGAAAUGUAUUUAAACAUACGUUUUUAUAUGCAUUGGUCAAAAAUAUUUUCUCAAUUUGUGGAGAACUUAAUCAUUAAUUCAAAUGUGAAUUUAUCAUCUAAAAAGAAUCUUCUAUGUAGUCAAUUCUAAGUGUAACAGUUUGUAUGCCUUUAUUGUCAUCACUGUGUUGUAACUAGUAUACAUGUAAAGAUCACUGGGAUAUCUCUGUACCAGGCAUCAAUUUUAUAUUUUGUCUCCUUAAGUUACUAGAAUUAAAGAGACACAUUGUUGGUGUCUCCUUAUGUUACUAGAAUUAAACCAAUGUCGAACUUGGGAAUAAGGGAGAAUGCAAGCCAUUGUUAUAGUGUAGAAAAUCUUGGUACAGUACAAACUUUGUCAUAAUUAGUGAUAUUUGUAUCAGUUGCUUUCACUGACUUUUCUUUGAUAGGGUUUGCUUCCCCUGAAUAUUAUAAAUAAGUUCCUUUAGUUGUCGGCUGCUAUUGUGAUAAAUAGUGGUUUUUUGGACCCUACCUAAUUUAUUAUACUGUCGGCUGCAUUUUAAAUUUAUACAGUACACCAUUUUCGCUAUAUUUGAAAUGUAAAUUUCCGAUAGCCUGGCAACAACCACUGGAGGACAUCCAGAGGCCUACGCAUUUCGUGCUACAGCAGUGCGUGGCGCUCUGUUUGCUACUAGCCAGCUAUUCAGGCUAGGCUCGGCCGUUGAAAAUCCUCCAUAAACGUUGGCGGCGCUGUUUUAAAAUAUACCUGAUAAAAUGGUGUAUUCGGAGUAGUUCUAAAGUAAUCCCCUGUGUAGAGAGAAAUGACAAUGCCAAUUGAAAAACUCAACUUGAAACACUUUUCAGUGUGUACAGUUACUUUUUUUUUAAAGCUUUCUUCAAAAACUAAAUUAGCAUUGUUUUCAAUGGGUUUUAUUAAAAUGUGAGAUAAAAAAUUGUGAAUAAUUGUACUCUGCCCUUUCAAUAGUGGGUGGUUGGGGUUGGAAUUUUAAUCUGCCGCAACUCCAUACCUUCAAAGAUAUACUGUCUGUGCUGAGAUAAGACAUAUCAGUAUAUAGAUUUCCUUACCAUUGUAUAAUAAUUAAGUUAUAGCUUUAAAUUAAUUACUUAGAAUAAGAAAAUAAUUUCUACACCAAUUAAAUGGAGUGUAAAUAAUCUAUAGUAUUGCAUAGAUCCUAAAUUGUCUGCUUGUUUGCAUGUUGAUUUUUUCCUUGUAAAUGAGCAGUUUUAAUUAAAUUCCAUAUAGCAAAAUACAUUUAACUUGGUUGUGGUGUGACAUCAUCGUGCCCAUAUAUGGACAUAUCACACACACACUUGUCACACAAAACCUGAUAGUGUAAGCAGAGCUAAAAGAUUUUGCCACAGACGGUAUAUCUUAGUUGUUACUAGUGCGGACACAUUCAUAACUCGCAAUAACUCUCAGUGUAUCCACAACAUGGAUGAAAAUUUGUGGAUUAGAUGUUUACCAAUAAGCCCAUACCCCAACAUAUUGAGGAUCAUUUUUGCAUAGCAGUUCCUCCACAGUUUAGUAAUGAUGCAAGUUACAGCUGUUUGAACUCUUAGCUUUGUCCACAAUAUCAAAUUUUCUGUGAAAAGUAUAUGAUAUGCCCAUAUAUGGGUGUGAUGAUGUCAUCCAUAUAUGAGAAAAUCAGAUACUUGUCACAUAGAUAUUUAUAGUGUGGACAGGACAUUAAACAAAAAUUGAAUUAAGAUGAAAUCAAAUACUGUACUUGCUAUUUGUUGCUCUUGUUUUGUAAAUAGCACCAUGUAUUUUGUUUUUAAAUCUGUUGUAACAAAAAGGCUGUUGUUUCCAAUGAGAAGUUAGUUUACAAUCGUUUUACAUUUCUUUUUUGUCUAUGAUAUGUACAUUAGAUAAGUAGUUUGUGUUUUGCUGAACUUUUAAAUCGUGUUUGAAUGCUGCUUUAUGUUAGAUCGAAUACCAAUGUUAACAAUUGUAAUAUUUUUAUCCCAAAAAUACUAAAGAAUAUUGAAUAUACUGUAUUUUCAGUUUAACUGACCAUGCUAACAAAGUUUCAAGUGAUGUUGACAUGUUUUAUAUAUCUAGUUACUGAGGUUAACUAUUAUGUUAUUGUAUUUAACCGUGGCCGCUUAGAUUGGGUGAAGACACUUAAUUUGUGAAAGAGACUGUACUGAAGUAGAAAGAAUAAUAAGUAAUCUGCACUCUCAAAGGGUAAACAAUUUUUUAUUAUUUUUUUGCAACGUUUAGUGUUCAUUAUUUGCGGGUGGUUUGAAAUUAACAUUUACAUCGGUGUAAAAUGUAAGCUUUGUGUAUUUCUCACCACAUGGCACAUCAUCAGAGUGUAUUAAAAUAUUUCCACUGUACAUUUUCUCAAACCCCUGUCCAGUUUGUUAUAUUUCAGUACUCAUAAAGAGUUAAUAUUUUGGAUCUGCAUUGCCAUGGUGUUUUAGUAACUUUUACCAAACGUGUGUGUAUGCAUUCUCUUGAUAUUAACCACCACUUCUGUUGUUCAUCACAAGCCAACUAUUACUCUUUACUUACCAGUAUAAAUUUUAGUUUAAGUUCCAUUAUAGCUUCACAAAAUUUCAGUACCGCUAACAUGUACGUGAAUAGGGACCACCUUAUCUCAAUAUGUUGCUUUAAUGCAAACCAUAGAAAAGGAAUGUUUUGUUGUAAAAGUAAUUACAAAAAGUAUAUAUAAUGGCAAAUAAUUUAAGAUACAAAAAGGAAAAUAAGAAAAAUUCUGGAAAAAAAAAUCUUAAAAAAAAAAAGAAAACUCUUAUAAACAGAAUAAUCUUAUCUUUUUGAUUUUGUAUUAUAUUUGUUUAGAUUUAAUGUAAUUCAUUUUUAGUGAUAAAUUGAAUUUGUAUGUUUAGUAUAAAUGGCAUGAAUAAAGAUGGCGUAUAUUCUGGAAAAUUUA
Anneissia japonica is the source of this 5404-nucleotide messenger RNA. Its product is annotated as AMME syndrome candidate gene 1 protein homolog. The transcript has 5 exons. Bases 36 to 743 code for a protein of 235 amino acids. The record is from RefSeq and is a predicted model, not a curated record. Lineage: Eukaryota; Metazoa; Echinodermata; Crinoidea; Comatulida; Comatulidae.